UUUAUUUUGGUUAAUUUUACACUGGGCUCUUGUUUCAAGCAACGCUCGCAGGACACACGUCCAUUCAUUCAGGCGUCCUUAUUUACCGGUGUGCGGGGACUGGCGUUGUGCGUUUGAAGUGGUCCACCUGCAGUCAUGUCAGGCUCAACCUCCCCGCCUCCCCCGGCAGAGGCUGUGGGAACCGAGGGGUGCUUUCCCCCCGGAUACAAGCCUUUCAAACCCGAGGAGCACGGCCUGGAGCGCGGGUUCCGUCUCACAGCCUUUUCGGACAUGAAGGGAUGAGGCUGCAAGGUCCCGCAGGAGGCUCUGCUCAAACUCCUGGCGGGACUGGAGGCGGACCGGGCCGACGGAACUGGGAAGGCCGGAGACCAACCAUCGGAGUUCGGCCAACCGUUGCCCGGCCCCCGACUCGGUGUGGGGAUGGACUGCUGUGUGAUUCCCCUGAGGCAUGGAGGGCUCUCUCUGGUCCAGACCACAGACUUCUUCUACCCUUUGGUGGAGGAUCCCUACAUGAUGGGCAGGAUAGCAUGUGCUAACGUCCUCAGUGAUCUCUACGCCAUGGGCAUCACAGAGUGUGACAACAUGCUGAUGCUGCUGAGUGUCAGCCAGAAGAUGAAUGACAAGGACCGUGAGCGGGUGAUGCCGCUGAUGAUUCGAGGGUUUCGUGAUGCGGCAGAGGAGGGAGGGACUUCUGUGACAGGUGGCCAGACGGUGAUCAACCCCUGGAUCAUCGUAGGAGGAGUAGCAUCAGUCGUCUGCCAGCCUAAUGAGUUCAUCAUGCCGGAUGGUGCAGUACCAGGUGACGUCUUGGUUCUGACUAAACCUCUGGGGACGCAGGUGGCUGUGAAUGCCCACCAGUGGCUCGAUCAGCCUGAAAGGUGGAACAAGAUCAAGCUAGUCGUCACCAAAGAGGAGGUUAAAGAGGCCUAUCAGGAAGCCAUGUUCUCCAUGGCAACGCUAAACCGCACAGCGGCAGGCCUAAUGCACAAGUUCCAGGCCCACGCUGCAACAGACGUGACAGGUUUCGGGUUGUUAGGGCACGCCAACAACCUGGCAGCACAGCAACGAAACGAAGUGGCCUUCGUCAUCCACAACCUGCCAAUCCUAGCCAAGAUGGCUGCCAUCAGUAAAGCUUGUGGAAACCUGUUCAACCUGGUUCAGGGCACAUCAGCAGAGACUUCUGGCGGGCUGCUGGUGUGUCUGCCCAGAGAGCAGGCGGCCAAGUUUUGCUCGGAGAUGAAGAGUCAGAGCUCCGCAGCUGGAGGUCAGGGGGCGGCGGGCGGAGCGUGGAUCAUCGGGAUCGUAGAGAAAGGCGACCGGCGCGCUCGAAUCAUUGACAAGCCCCGCAUUAUCGAGGUUCCACCACGAGGAAGCCAGGCAGCAAAUCAGGACAACAGCUCCACCAGCCCUGCUCCUAGCCCCAAUUUGUCAUAGACACUGCACUGCUGCCCCCUCCCCCCAUUGUUGGUGAGCGUGUGUGUGUGUUGAUGUUGCUGUCCAUCUCAUCCCCCUUUUCGGUCAAAAUACUGAGAGCAUUUUUUUUUCUGUGGGAGAGGGAAUGGACUGCAUACACUAUUAUUUAUCCAUCUUUGGAAAGAGCUGCAGGCUUACCCUUCACCAUUUUGGAAUCAAAUAUAAAUUAAGGGUGGUGCGCUGUCCUACCCCACCUCUGCCUUUCCUUUUUCCCUUUCCCAAUCCAUAUAGACAACUGACUUUAUUUAAUUUAUCUGAAUGCAAAAAAGGUUUCUGGGGAAAAUGAAUUUCAAUUCUAAAAAGAAAACAUUCCAAAUCAUUUUUGUCAGCGAAUAAUGAAAAGUGUGUGUGUGUUUGAGUGUUUGAGUAUUUUAUCAUUUGACUGGGGUGCUUUGCUGUGGGGACGUAGAACAGAGGUUUUUGUUGACUUUUCUUUUGGAAGUGUAUGAUGUUAAUGUCUCGUGUGGGUGAAUGAACGUGGUUCAUCUGUCCUGGCACCUGGCUCUGCCCACCGAGCCCAGAGGAAGGCUUGAGCAGCUUCCUUUGGACCACCUGGGCGGUGUUCAGAAUGUCCGUCUAUGUCAGCUGAUUGGCUGUCCAGCACCAAGUCCCGCCCACCCUUCCUUUUUAUGAAGCUCUGCCUUUUAAACCCCAGCCAACUGGGGCAGGUGGAGUGGAUGUUUGCCUUUGGAUUGGGGUCGGACUUAGACUGCUGGAGGUCUAAAGCUCUGUGUUUGUAGAUUUCCUGCUUUUCACAAUCAAUAAAACCAUCAUUAACUCUAAUAACUUAA
Molecule: messenger RNA, 2264 nt
Organism: Siniperca chuatsi (mandarin fish)
Lineage: Eukaryota; Metazoa; Chordata; Actinopteri; Centrarchiformes; Sinipercidae
Gene: sephs3
Product: selenophosphate synthetase 3
Exons: 8
Biological process (GO): L-selenocysteine biosynthetic process
Cellular component (GO): cytoplasm
Molecular function (GO): ATP binding; selenide, water dikinase activity
Source: RefSeq, a predicted model, not a curated record